AUGAGACCCGUAUUGCUGUCAGGCCAUGAACGGGCCUUGACCCAAGUAAAAUACAACCCCGAUGGCGACAUCAUCUUCUCCGUCUCCAAAGACCACGUCGUUUGCGCCUGGUACAGCGGCAACGGCGAGCGGCUCGGAACCUACCACGGGCAUGUUGGCGCCCUCUGGAGCGUCGAUGUUGAUCCUACCUCCACCCUACUCGCAACCGGUGGCGCCGACAACACGAUGAGGCUGUGGGAAGUGAAGACCGGGAAACUGCUGAAGACGUGGGAGUUCGCUACCUCGAUCAAGCGGGUUGAGUUCUCGCCUGAUGGGAGACUACUGCUCGGCGUUACGGAGAAGCGAAGCGGGCAUCUGGGAACGAUCGUAGUGUACGAAAUCGAUCCGGAGAAGGGCGAGGACCAGUCGGAUGAGCAGUACUUGCGGAUACUGUGCGAGGAGUCCAAGGCUACGGUCGCAGGCUUCAGCUACCUCGCAAAGUACAUCAUUGCGGGCCACGAGGACGGCUCGGUAACGCAGUACGAUGCAAAGACGGGAGAGGAGUACAAGAACGUACAGGUGCAUGAGCCGGAUAUGAUGGUUACGGACCUGCAGUGGGCGCCUGAUCGGACGUACUUUAUCACUGCGUCGAAGGACAAGACAGCCAAGCUCGUCUCCGCUUUUGACCUCGAAAUCCUAAAAUCCUACAGCACCGACACCCCACUCAACUCUGCCGCGAUAACACCGGUAAAAGACUACGUGAUCCUGGGAGGCGGCCAAGCAGCCAUGGACGUCACGACUACAUCCGCACGACAAGGCAAAUUCGAAGCGCGCUUCUACCACAAGAUCUUCAUGGAGGAGAUCGGCCGUGUGAGAGGACACUUUGGCCCUCUGAACUACGUGGCCGUGCAUCCUAAAGGGGAAGGGUAUUGCUCCGGCGGUGAGGACGGUUACGUGCGGGUGCAUCACUUUGACAAGGCAUACUUCGAUUUCAAGUAUGAGGUGGAAAGGGAACAGGCGAAUCUGUGA
Coniosporium apollinis CBS 100218 is the source of this 1008-nucleotide messenger RNA. Its product is annotated as eukaryotic translation initiation factor 3 subunit I. The record is from RefSeq and is a predicted model, not a curated record. Gene Ontology annotation, biological process: cytoplasmic translational initiation. Lineage: Eukaryota; Fungi; Ascomycota; Dothideomycetes. The transcript is spliced from 4 exons. Gene Ontology annotation, molecular function: translation initiation factor activity; protein binding; RNA binding. Gene Ontology annotation, cellular component: cytoplasm; eukaryotic translation initiation factor 3 complex, eIF3m. The coding region runs from base 1 to 1008 and encodes 335 amino acids.